AUGAAGCUGAGCCUGUGUCUUCUGAUCAUUCUGGCUGUUUGUUCCUAUGAAGCUAAUGCCACUCAGAUCUGCGAAGCUGUUGCUCAUGAAAGCAUAAGCUUUUUACUAAAGAAUGAGAUAGAUCUGAAGAAUGAACUUGAGAUGUAUAAUGCAACUUCAGCAGCUGUUGAAGCAAAACUGGAAGUGAAGAGCUGUGUGGACAAGAUGAGCUAUGAAGACAGAUUUACGGUAGCAGAAACAUUGGCACAUAUUUUCCUGGACUGUGGUGUGAAAGGAUGGGUAGAUACAUAUUAUCCUGAGCUCAAUUUCUAG
Arvicanthis niloticus (Nile rat) is the source of this 312-nucleotide messenger RNA. NCBI's taxonomy places the organism in Eukaryota, Metazoa, Chordata, Mammalia, Rodentia, Muridae. The record is from RefSeq and is a predicted model, not a curated record.